GCGCUUCUGGCGCUUUGGGCGGUAAGCAUUAGGCGAUCUCAGCCCGCUGCCAAGUCCUUCGAUAUACUCCGUGUCCAAUACUACUCUUUUGAUAACCGCGAGGCACUUGAUUGCCUGCCUUACUUCCAACCAUUGGUUCUCGAUAGCGGUUGGGCCGUGAUGUGGCUGGUUGGUCGUUUGACGUGUGACACGCAUACAAAGGCCAAACAGCGCCUCAUUAUGGAUCUCGCUAAGUCUAAAUACUCCUCUCUCCAUCACUUUCGUUCUUACGGCGACCUUAACAUAGUCACCGUCGCGAUUGAAGCUGACCCUUACCAGCCUGGUGCGCAAUACGAGCCCCGCUUUUCAGAAUAUUCCCAGGAUGACCACGACAGAGGCUUGCAGGGGACUCCGCCGGAUCGUCCCAGUCGACGACGCUCCCGACGACGCGACGAUCGAUAUUAUCGCAAUCCACGGAUUGGGCACCGAGUCGCCGCGGACAUGGGAGUUUAAGAAAAGAAAUGGGGAUGGGGUUGUGAACUGGCUGUCGGACGCCGACAUGCUGCCGGCAGCCCUACCAAAGGCCCACAUAUAUACGUACGACUGGAAUGCAAACUACUUCGCAAAUGCACCCGUGCAGACGCUGCUCGGCCAUGCCGAUACGCUACUCGGUCUUUUCGCCGAAGGCCGUGGUUCGCAAACGCGACCGAUUAUCUUCGUCGCCUCUUGUUUUGGAGGGCUUAUUCUGACCGAGGCAAUCAUCCGAGCCGCCCAGGAAGGCAGCGCCUAUAGACAUAUCCUGAUUUCCACUGUCGGCAUCGUGUUUCUCGCCACUCCAUUCCAGGGUAGUGAUGCUGCGAAGCAGGCUCAGUGGCAGGUGCUGGUUGCCGGCAUUAUGGGAAAGCAGGCCUCUGACCAACUCAUAAAAGACCUUGAGCAGAAACACGACUUCGUCCGCCAGCGCGUUCAGAAGUUCGCCGAGAUCGCUAAUGCUGAGGCAGUGCGACUACCCCUGAAUUGCUUUUUCGAGACCAGGAAGACGAAGAUACUAAAACGCAUUCUACCGUCGGAGUGGGCGAAUCGCCUAUCAAUAGGUAUUACCCGCAAAAUUCUUGUGACGGAAUCUUCGGCCUGCCUGCAUGGUUUCCCUCGCCGAGGCCUGGAUGCGACCCAUUCAGGGAUGAAUAAAUUUAAGGGUCCAGAAUGCCCCAACUUCAAACUAGUUAAAGAUGCGGUCCAGCAAUUCGCGGGAAACGCAUCGGAUGUUUUGAAACGGCGGGAGAACUCUACCGUGAAGGGACACUGGAUCGUCCGGUUCGGACGUAAUAAGGAAUUCGUCGGGCGUGAAUCAAUUCUCGAAGAUCUUCUAAAGAGGGUUCUUCCUAGUGGAGACGAAGAUGACUGCCAACGGACCGCCAUCGAAGGUCUGGGGGGGGUUGGAAAGACGCAGAUCGCGCUGGAGACCGCUUAUCGCAUUCGCGACGUGCAGCCGGAAUGCUCGGUCUUUUGGGUUCCCGCUGUGGAUGCCACCGCUUUCGAGAAUGCAUACCGCGCUAUCGGCCAGCAGCUUAAGGUACCGGGAAUCGACGAAGAAAAAGCAGAUGUUAAGGCACUUAUUAAGUCCGUAUUGGGCCGCGAGUAUGGGUAA
Podospora pseudocomata is the source of this 1627-nucleotide messenger RNA. RefSeq lists its product as uncharacterized. NCBI's taxonomy places the organism in Eukaryota, Fungi, Ascomycota, Sordariomycetes, Sordariales, Podosporaceae. The transcript is spliced from 6 exons. The record is from RefSeq and is a predicted model, not a curated record. The coding region runs from base 362 to 1627 and encodes 421 amino acids.